GAAAAAUCAUUUCACUGUAUUUUGGAAACAAUUUUUGUUGUGGCGGCGAAAAACAAGUGAAAAGCUCAUUAUCAAGUACAAAAUUAGUUGCAAUGCAUUUCAUUAAACUUUAUAAAAUAAAUAUUUCUGUGUAUAGCUUCAAAAGCAAAUAAGUAGAUGCCAGGAAGCAUCUCUAUUUACCGUGAAGGUGCUAGUAAAGGUAGUGGUGCCAGGUGGACACAACUGGAGACGUAGAUAUGCCAAGUAUAGAUCAACCACCAUACGAAUAAAAAACAAACUACUGUCUGUGGCGACGGCGCAAAUGAGGCAAUCCAUACACAAACGUCGAAAAAUAUGACAAAAAAAUUUUAAUGAAAGAAAAACAGAAAAAUUUUCAGUGAAAAUUUGUUUCUAGUGGUGGACGGAUCAAAACACGCAAUACUCGUACUGACUGCUGUAAACAUACCUACAUACAUAUUUCAUUGCUCCAGCACUGUAUUGUUGCAUAUAUAUAUCAUCAAAUUGCUGGAAAUUAAUAAUAUACACAUAUAUAAUAUACAAUAUAAAUCAGCGACGACGGCAUUGAAACAUUUAAAAUCAGCAGUGCUCUGAAAAAUUAAUUGUGAAAAUCACUCAAAGUAAAUACAUAAAUUAAUUGUGUUGACUAGUUCAUUGACGUAGAGGCAUAACUAUGGCUGAGGUCCGACGACGAAAAGGCGAGAACGAUGCCAGCGACGAUGCUGGAGAGAAAGCAGGAGAAGGUGACAAACGUAACUCAGCGGCGGACUCAUCUGAUCAUGUCGAUUCAGAGGAGGAAAAAUUGCCGGAGGAUAAAUUCGUUGAUGAGUUAUCGAAAACGCUUCCACAAGGCACUGAUAAGACACCGGAAAUUUUAGAUUCAGCCUUAAAAGAUCUACCGGAUAGAUGGAAGAAUUAUGUGAUUCGUGGCAUCUUCACUUGGAUUAUGAUAUGCGGUUUUGCACUAAUCAUAUACGGCGGCCCACUGGCGCUUAUGAUAACGACUUUGCUGGUACAAGUCAAGUGUUUCCAAGAAAUCAUUUCCAUCGGUUAUCAAGUCUAUCGCAUACAUGGCCUACCCUGGUUCCGUAGUUUGUCCUGGUAUUUCCUGCUGACAUCGAAUUACUUCUUCUACGGCGAAAAUUUAGUGGACUAUUUUGGCGUAGUUAUUAACCGUGUGGAAUAUUUGAAAUUCUUGGUGACCUAUCAUCGUUUCCUAUCGUUUGCAUUGUAUUGCAUUGGUUUCGUCUGGUUUGUGUUGUCGCUGGUGAAAAAGUAUUAUAUGAAGCAGUUCAGCCUGUUCGCUUGGACACACGUCUCGCUGUUGAUUGUGGUCACACAGAGUUAUUUGAUCAUACAGAAUAUUUUCGAAGGUCUCAUUUGGUUCAUUGUGCCCGUAUCGAUGAUUGUAUGCAACGAUGUAAUGGCCUACAUGUUUGGCUUCUUCUUCGGUCGUACUCCACUAAUUAAAUUAAGUCCGAAGAAGACAUGGGAAGGAUUUAUUGGUGGUGGCUUUGCGACAGUUAUCUUUGGCAUUAUCUUCUCCUACAUUCUCUGCAAUUAUCAAUAUUUUGUAUGCCCAAUACUGUAUUCAGAGGAAUUGGGCCGCAUGACAAUGGCUUGUGAGCCAAGUUAUUUGUUUACGAAGCAAGAUUACAGCCUAAGUGUGUUUGGCAUCGGCAAGUCGCUUAGUAUGUAUCCAUUUGUUUGGCAUUCGGUAGCAUUGAGUUUGUUCAGCUCAAUUAUCGGACCGUUUGGUGGUUUCUUCGCUUCCGGCUUUAAGCGUGCAUUUAAAAUAAAGGACUUUGGUGAUAUGAUACCCGGUCAUGGCGGUAUUAUGGAUCGUUUCGAUUGCCAGUUCUUAAUGGCAACAUUUGUGAAUGUUUACAUUUCCAGUUUUAUAAGAACGCCAGCACCAUCCAAGAUAUUGACACAGAUUUAUAACUUGAAACCGGAGCAGCAAUUACAAAUUUUCCAAUCACUCAAAGAAAGUCUUGGCGACUUGAUAACCAACUAGAGAUUUUGCAAAAACUAUUAAAUUUAAGCGUAUACUAUACUGACAAAACAAAAACAACAAAAAACACAUAUACGAAUACUACAUAUUUGUUAAAGAAUGAUAUCAAUAAUUUAGCUAUUUGUUUAUUUGUAUUAUAAAUAUUGAAUGCGUUGUUCAUA
Bactrocera tryoni is the source of this 2172-nucleotide messenger RNA. It is a transcript of the gene Cds, whose product is annotated as phosphatidate cytidylyltransferase, photoreceptor-specific. Lineage: Eukaryota; Metazoa; Arthropoda; Insecta; Diptera; Tephritidae. Gene Ontology annotation, molecular function: phosphatidate cytidylyltransferase activity. The transcript has 9 exons. The coding region runs from base 671 to 2014 and encodes 447 amino acids. Gene Ontology annotation, cellular component: endoplasmic reticulum membrane. The record is from RefSeq and is a predicted model, not a curated record.